AUGGGUGAAAGUGGUCCUUCUCUGCAGUGGUCCCUCUCAUUCGUGCUUCUUCAGUCCUUCAUUCUUUGCAGUGGUCCCUCUGUCUUCGUUCGUUCAUUCUAUCUGUGGUGGUCCCUCGAAGAGGUUGAUUCUUUGAAGGAAGUUGUUCUGAGUAACUGCGUUAGCUCCUCCAAGUGGUAUUUCCGUCAAUCCAGUGACUCUUACAAGGCAUUAAGUUAUAGAAGAUUAGUGGGAAAUAUUUCUAGAUGUGCCUUAGAACUCCUUGCUCCAGAGUUGGAAAGAGUAAAAAAGAUUGGAUUCGAUAGUAGUCUUUGUGGCUGCAUUCUCAGACAAACUUAUGGUCUACCAUGUGCGUGUGAAUUAGCACGAUAUGAUCCUGGGAUUAUUCCUCUCCAAGAAAUUCAUGUGAUGUGGACUAGGUUGAGCUUCUCCAAUGUCUCGUCUUCACAAUCUGAAGGGCAAUUAUCUAUUCAAAGGGAAGUUGAUCUACUGCUUAAUCUUUUCAAAGAAGUUGAUAUUGCAGGAAAAGUGAGCAUAAAACAUAAAUUACUCGACAUAGUUUGCCCUUCCAUGACAUCGAUGUUACCACCACCAAGUAAAGUUAAGACGAAAGGUGCAGCUAAAAGUCAUAGAUCAAAGAAGUCAACCAAACGUGAUCCCUCCUAUUUUGAGCAUGUGGACGCCUUCAUUGAGUCCUCAAGACAAGACACAUGUGUUGCAAAAACAGAAAACAAGCUGAAGAGCAAAUGUGUAAUUGAAGAGAAAGUAAUACCCAUGCUAGAACAGUUCAAUCCUGUUUUCCAUCCUUAUAUACUCGAUGUUGUCGAUGUUGUUGCGGACGGUCAUUGUGGAUAUAGAUGCAUUGCUGCAUUGUUGGGUAUGGGUGAGGAGUCGUGGCCUCUAAUCAGACAUGACCUAUACAAAGAACUUAGUCAAUGGCGAGAUGAAUACGCAACAUUAGUUGAAGGCUAUGAUCGUCUGGAAGAACUGAGAAAGUCUUUGCUAGUUCACUCACCAUCAGGGGCUAAUCGAGACAAGUGGAUGACUAUACCAUACAUGGGGUAUGCGAUUGCUAAUCGGUAUAAUGUAAUCCUCGUCUGCUUGUCGUCAGUUCAGAAUUUGACGAUAUUUCCACUUCGUACAUCCCUACCUAUUUCGCAAAGUCAACAUCGACUAAUUUGUAUUGGACAUGUUUACAGUUCUCAUUUUGUGCAGGUUCGUCUACAAGAAGGUUGUCCAUUACCAACAGUGGAUAUCAUAUCAUCUAGCAACUGUUACCCAAAGGCAAAAGGUUGGGCAUCAUUUUAUAGAGAUAGGAUGCAAACAUUCCUAGAUUUACACGUAGUGGAUCGUAGUUAUGUAGAUCUCAUGGAAGACUGA
Molecule: messenger RNA, 1380 nt
Organism: Vigna unguiculata (cowpea)
Lineage: Eukaryota; Viridiplantae; Streptophyta; Magnoliopsida; Fabales; Fabaceae
Source: RefSeq, a predicted model, not a curated record